AACUCUCAUUUGAUUCCAACUCAAGCUGUGACACUAACGCCAGGCGGGAAUACGAGAAAGCCGCGAUGGCGCAGUCGUCCCUAAUGGACACGCGCUGAACCGUCCGCAAAGAGCACCACAUGUCUCUCUUCGCUUUGUAGUCUUCCAUUAUUCCGAUGUUCAUACUAUAGCAUAUUUAUUCUAAUCACAAGUUGUCUUUUCGCUUCUCUACAUGUCUUCCGGUACCCAGUUAUGAUCUUGUUCCGUACCAUGGUGUUGUUUUGAGCAUCCUCCAUUGGGUAUCCGAUAUCGUAUUCCUGGUCUCCUGAGUCGACGGUCCGGUGACGAAGAUGUCUCUCCAUAAUCAAGGGCAGUAUCAGGCCGGUGGUGCGCCCGCACUGGGUCAAGUCACAUCAGCCGACCCUUCAGCAUAUCAUCCGCCAGUGUCAGGCACUCCAACACCUCAACAGCAAUCAUGGCAGCCUCGUCCACAAUCCAUCGCCAGUCCGCCUCCUCAAGCAUGGAGUCAAUCGCCGUCGACUGCCCAGCCGCCUCCUCCGACAAAAUACCAGCAGCAGGCCGCGCAACAUGGUCAUGCACCCCAUGCUGGGUACAAUCCCGCAUCCUAUGCGCCCAUGGGAGGAGUGCAGGCACAGCAGGGACAAUAUGCUCAACCAAGCCAACCAGCUCAGAACCAACAGUAUGCGGUUCCCCCAAGUCCGCACCAGACGCAACAAGUCCGGCCGGCCCAUCAACCCCAUCAGUAUCAACCUCCGACGCCUCAGCAACCCUCCGCACCAUCUCUACCCUCAGGAUACCAAGCGGAGAUCCAACAGAACCAGCAGGGUUGGCCUCAACAUGCUCCAUACUCGUCCCAGCCGCCGACACAUCAGUAUGAACCUGAGAGCCAACCGCUGGCUCAACCACAAGCGCAGCCGCCAGCACGGCGGCAGAGUCAAUAUCAGUACAAUCCAGCACCGGACCAGCAAUCACAACAGCAGCAAGCUCCGCAACAGCAGCAGACAAGCCAACGACCUCCAUCUGUGGACUUCUCCCCAAUGAAUGCUGGCACACAACAAUACUUCCCUCCUCAGCAGCACGGGCGACAAUCCUCAGUCGCCGGACAAGGAUAUGGCAGCGGGCAACAGCAAGUUACUAUCGGGACUCCGAGUCAAGCAUUCAGCACCCCGGAUGAACAAAAUCCAGCCUACAUCCCACCUUCUCUGUCGGGUCAGGGAGUCACGGCUUAUCAGGUCUCCAACACGAAUCCUAUGCCAGGCGUGUAUAUUCCCCCUCCGCCUGAAAAUGUGCCGGCAUGGUCGCCUCAGCAGCAUGCUCCUUUGGCUCCUGGGACCAAGAGAUUCAAGUACGCUCAGCCUUCGGGGAGCUUUGUUCAGAACACACACCCCCCGUCCCAGGUGUACCAACAGCAGCAACAACAGCAGCCGCCCCAGCCGAUGGCGCAGGGCGGACAAUAUCCUCCUCAGCAAGCACCGGCUACCCAUGUACAGUACCAGCAGCCGGACCAACAGCAGCAGGCUGCUUAUAACCCCCAGUUCGAUGCGACGAACCCACAGAUCCAGACCCAGUUGCCUCCCGUGCCGCCGCCGAAGGAUCCUGUUCCAGGCCAAGCGCAGUACAACCAGUCGCAUUCGCAGCACUCGCAGUUGCAACAACCCUACCAUCAACCACAGCAGGGCCAGCAACCUCCGCAGUUCCAGGCUCCGCAAUGGAUUCAGCCACAGGCCCAGCCACAGGCGCCCCCACCGCAGCAGUAUGAUCCGCAUAGUCAAGCAAAUGUACAGCAACCGCAGCCGCAAAGUGCACCUCCGAACUACCAGGCGACGACUGCUACUCCUCAAGCCUAUGAUCACCAACAGGCAGCAGCGCCACAGAAUUUCCAGGCUUCGUCGUCCGCUCCCCAAGGCUACGAGCAAAUACAGCAGCAACCCGGUGCACCUCAGAAUUUCCAGGGGAUUUCCCAGCCGGCUCCUCAAUCAUACGACCAGCAACAGCAAGCGCCUCAGCAAUAUCAACAGCAACCGACCGAACAGUCCCAACAUGCUGCACAGCAGACGCCGCGCCCUAUGCAGUACGCUCCUCAGCAGCAAGCGCACCAGCCGCCACAAGAUGCUGCGGCAGCCAUGAAAUUGCAGGGAGCGGCUCAACAGACCUACCAAAGCCCUGCUCCUCAACAGGCAGUCGCAUCACCAACUCCUCAGAUAGACAUGCAGCAACAAUUUCAACCACCGAUUGCGCCACAGCCAGGGCAGUAUCAACCUCCUCAACCAAGUCAGUACAAGACGCCUCCCCCGCAACCGCAGAUGCAGAGCCAACCCCCACCACAAAUGCCUACUCAACCCGUAUACGGCGCUGGUACACCCAGUCAAGAAUCGAACCUGUACCAAAAUCAACAAUAUCAAGUGCAGAUGCCAAAAGAUUUAUCUACUCAAGAUAAUCAACCGAUAUCCCCGGUGUCGCAGCUAGGGAGCAUCAGCCUCGACUCCAUGAGCCAGGUUUCUGGGCCGUCUAGACAAGAUUCCAAUCAGUCCGUGCCGCAGGUUGGGCGGAAACCCGUCCCGGGCGCGGGGCGAGGACCACUUCCCCUGAGGCAUGCAUCCGUGAGCCAGACGCCGAUUACGUCGCAACGGCAGGACUCAGUUAGUCAACCGGUCGCGAAUCCGAAAGAAGAAAAAGACCCGGCCAAACCAGAAAUCAGCGCGUCCGUCCUCGGCUUUGGCGGGCCGUCUGAUUGGGAGCAUUUCGGCUCGAUGGGCGAUGGCGACAUUGACGAUACAGAGGCGUAUGGCGCCAGCGAGCAGACCAAUGAUGAUCAGCCCACCUCGCCGCAGCAGUUGGAUAGCACGGAAAUCGGCACCAGGGCAGAUGCAGUGGUGGAUCAGAGACAGGAUUGGCCAACCCCGCCCGGAGUCCAUCGGAUGGACUCCAUCAAUAACCGGCCUGUAUCAGCCACUGGAGAUCUCCCGCCCCCGAUGGAUUUCGCGGAAAGUGGAGAUGUGAAGCCGUCUACCGUCGCAGAAACCGUUCCCACCCCCGACCUAUCAACCUCCACCGCUAUGGAGGAGAGCGGAUACUACCCCCCCAUGCCCGAAGAACCCCAGCCCACCCCGCCCGCGACCCGCAAACCCAUCGUCAUCGGCGGCAGCCUCCGGAAACCCGUCCAACCCCGACCGGAAAGCGUGGCCGAAGAAGCGGGAUGGUACCCGCCCAUGCCGGAAGAGCCGGUGUCCGCUCCCCGAGAACGAGCAUCAAUUGUGAUCGGUGGCAGCGCCCCGAAGCCAGCGCUGCAGGAAGAGGCGGCGGAUGAUGCCCCUUGGUAUCCGCCGAUGCCGGAGGAAAAUCCCCAGUCGGUAGCGCGUGAAAGGAAGCCGAUUGUUAUUGGAGGAUCGGCGAAGGCUCCCGAAGCGGCUACGCCUAUAGCAGGAUCGUGUGUGAUGGAUGAUAGUGCGAUUAUCAUGGGAGACUCGAAUAUGGGUGCACCGCCUCCGAACGCCCAGAGGGAUACGAUCCCGGUACCUGCGGACACUCCGGUUGUGCAUGACGUAGCACUUCCUACCUCGGUGCCUCCACCUCCAAGACUAGAAUUUACUCACCCCAACGUCGUUGCGUCGACAGAGCCAAUUACCGCCAUUCCCGAACCCAAGGUCACCGCACCUGUCGACCCGCGCGGUGUCCUCGGCGAGUGGUAUGCCGCGUCCCUGGAGCGCUACAGAGACAUCCUCUUCCAGGAAGCGGCGGCGCCGACCAUCGCGGAAAAAUCCCGGCUCUUCACCUCGUUCGUGAAAUACGAGUUGGCGCAGCGAAAUAUCGAUUAUCCGGUCACCCCUUCGUCGUCGAAGGGUGACGCCGAGUUGAUGCAUGCGGACAGACGAUCGCCCAGCCCGGUGAGGGUUGAGGAGAAGCCGAGCCAGCUUAGAAGCGAGCCGGCAAGGCAAUCGAUGACCUCGCCUCUCCAGAUGGACUCGUACGUGAUGGUGGAGCCAACCGACGGGGAAUAUAGCCCCGGUGGCCGACCGAUCCACCGCGGGCAGUUGAAGCGACAGCAGACUCUUCCGCUCGAGAGCGUCCCCCCCCCGACGACGGUUUCGAGAGCACAGUCCUUAUCAGGGAACACCCCGCCCAGCCAACCGCCGUUAGCGUCGCCGGAGCACGUCGUCAAGUUCCCGAAACAGCGAGAGGGGUCGAUCAGCCCGCUGCACAGUCGCCCGAGCACGGACACGCCGCCGAGGACGGACACGCCACCUGGAGGGGUCUACAAGGCGUAUCGUGGUGGAUCGGUCGCAAAUGAUAAAAGUCAAGGGGAGCCGGCAAAUAAGGCGGCGCAUCGCGUGUCGCUGCCGCAGAUACCGGAUGAUCCACCACAGCCGGCAUAUAAACCUUUCUCCGCAAAAUUGCCAACAGAACCGGUCAUCGUUCCACCCCCGGCGCAACAGCCGCCCCCGGUGCAACAGCCGCAGCAGCCGCAGCAACAGGCAGUUAUUCCGCCUGCGUUCGAUCAAACACCCGGACAACCCCUCAAAGCGAGAAAUCCCCAUGAUGAAGUCUUCUUUGAGGAACCGCAGCCAACGAAGCCAGCAAAGGAGCGGCCGGGGAGCGGAAAUUAUUCAAAAUCUGGCUUCCCGGAGCUCGAUAAUCUGGCGUUUCUGGUUCCCGAGAAGAUUGAGAAAGCUCGAGCUGGUCCACAUCUAGAGGCAUUGAGAGCGGCGUUUAACUCGUUUGGAAAGGACUUUAGCUUUUUAGCUGCAAUCCUGAAAGACUGGGAAGUCAAAGCUACGGAUACCCGGACCAAGCUCGAUGCGGAGCGCCGCACACGCGAAUCGGACGCCGAGCGACGAAACGACGAGUUAUUCGCGUCGCAGGAGAUCUCAUACGGCGACAUCAACGACCUUGAAAGCGCCUUCAACGAAGAAGAGCGCACGAAGAAAGACGCCGAAGACAAGAGCGAGUGGGAAAGCUACGUCCGCGAGGUCUUCGACCCUAGCUAUAGCCGCCUGCAAGAAGAAAUCCGCCAAAUCAUGGAAGUCUACGUCAAAGUUGAAGACCUCCUCCGCCACGACGCCAUCGCCGGCGUCGUCGCACUUUCCCCUUUCGCCUCCGACGACGACGACACCCUCGACGACACCCGCCCAUCCAUCCCCGCCGCCACCCGCCUUCUCACCGACGUCUACCAGCGCAUCGACGUCUGCCACAAAGCCGUCACCGACACCGUUGCGGAGCGCGAUCGACGCUACAAGAAAGCCGAGGUGCGCCGCCUCUACGCCGCGAACAGCAUCCAGAAGAUGAAGACAAUGGAAAAACACUUCGAGCAGGCGGAGAAGGCGGCGGUGCUGCGCGCCAGCCAGGAGCGCGCGGACCGGGUGCGGCGCGCGUGGGAGGUGGUCUCGGCGUCGACGGAGCGGGCGACGCGGCAGAACGGGGGGGACGUGGCGGCGAUCGCCGCGGCGGCGGAUCGGAUGUUUCCCGGGCUAGAGUUGCGGAAGGCGGGGAUGGAUGGGGGGGGGAAGGGGCGGUUGAAGGAGGUGGUGGGGCAGGCGACGGGGGCGGUGGAGGCGCUGACGGAAUCGUCGGAGGGGUUAAUGCGGGGGUUCCACGAGUUGGAUUUGCUGCUGAGUCAGGUGGAGUUCGAUAUCAGCGUGGCGGCGUCGCGGAUUGAGAAUGCGUCGGCGGAGGCACUGGGGGGGUUGGAGGCGCAGAAGAGGGUGGAAGAUCGGAGAUUGGAUACGGAAUUUGAGAAGCAUAUGGGGACGUUGAAGAAGGAGUUGGAUCUGGGGAAGGAAAUGCUGAGGAAACUCUCGAUCUGAAGGGAUGAGCUCACGUCGAGGGCGCACGAUGAUCUGGUACGUCUUUCUAUAAAUUGCCAAUUCGUGGUUGCAUAAGAGCGAUUCCUUUAGCGUGUCGCUGAUACUAUCGUGUUGUCCAUUGGGGUUAGGGUUGCUCAA
Messenger RNA from Eremomyces bilateralis CBS 781.70, 5939 nucleotides. RefSeq lists its product as uncharacterized. Lineage: Eukaryota; Fungi; Ascomycota; Dothideomycetes; Eremomycetales; Eremomycetaceae. Bases 330 to 5801 code for a protein of 1823 amino acids. The record is from RefSeq and is a predicted model, not a curated record. The transcript has 3 exons.